UUUAUAAAAAGCACUUAUAGGCUUUUACAGUCCCAUCGCCUCCAUUUUUUCUCUCUUUCUGAUAUCUCUUUUCUCCGACCAGUGACUGAUCACAAAUGGCGCCAAAACUUGCAACGCUAGUGCCAUUGGCCUCCAUUUUAGUGCUCCUGUUGAUUGGAUUCGCAAGCUCCGAUGUCAAUCAAGACAAAGCCGAAUGUGCGAACCAAGUGGUGGCUCUCGCUUCGUGUCUUCCAUACGUUGGUGGUGAUGCCAAAGCACCAACCGCCGACUGUUGCUCCGGCCUCAAACAACUCCUUCAAAAGAGCCAGAAAUGCCUCUGCCUUCUCAUCAAAGAUAAAGAUGAUCCCUCCCUUGGCCUCAAGAUUAAUACCACUCUUGCUGCCACACUCCCUUCUGCCUGCCACUCGCCUGCUAAUGUCUCCGAUUGCAUAUCUUUGUUGCAUUUGGCUCCAAAUUCAGCAGAUGCCAAGAUCUUCCAGGAAUUUGCAAAUAUGACACAAGGAAUCGCUACAGCUCCAGCAGCCAGUGGGAACUCCACUAGUGGAUCAAGUUCAGCUUCAGAAAAAAGAUGGCCAAAAAUAGAGCUGGCUUUUCGGAUUUUAGUAAUUAAUUUCUUUACUUUAUACAUAUAAUUUAUAAUAUAUGAUAGGUAUGAUAUUUUAAUUCGACUUCAAAGAAUGUUAAAUAUUAUGCUUCUUUUUUGGGUUGGCGUAUUUUAUUUUUAUUAUAAAUAUGUAGUGCUUUGUGGCAUGUAUUUCAUCUUA
Messenger RNA from Mangifera indica (mango), 764 nucleotides. RefSeq names its product non-specific lipid transfer protein GPI-anchored 6-like. Lineage: Eukaryota; Viridiplantae; Streptophyta; Magnoliopsida; Sapindales; Anacardiaceae. The transcript has 3 exons. Gene Ontology annotation, molecular function: lipid binding. Gene Ontology annotation, biological process: lipid transport. Bases 96 to 632 code for a protein of 178 amino acids. The record is from RefSeq and is a predicted model, not a curated record.